This is a messenger RNA of Miscanthus lutarioriparius, 1863 nucleotides long. The record is from the annotation of a GenBank genome assembly. NCBI's taxonomy places the organism in Eukaryota, Viridiplantae, Streptophyta, Magnoliopsida, Poales, Poaceae.
AUGUCCAUGCCGGAGACGUUCACCGUGAAGGUCGGGGAGGCUACGCCGGCAGCCGGCGGCAGGCCGUCGGCCGGGUCCGUCUACCGGAGCAUCUACGCCAAGGACGGCCUCAUGGAGCUCCCACAGGACAUCCAGUCCCCCUGGGACUUCUUCAGUGGAGCAGUCAAAAAGUACCCCACGAACAGGAUGCUCGGCCGGCGGCAAGUUAUUACAGAUGGCAAGGCCGGUGAGUAUGUGUGGCAAACGUACGAGGAAGUGUACCAGAAGGUCGUGAGGAUUGGUUCAGCCAUCAGAAGCUUGGGCAUAGAGCCGGGAGCUCACUGUGGCAUAUAUGGAUCCAACUGCCCGGAAUGGGUUAUGGCCAUGCAGGCAUGCAACAGUCAAGGAAUAUGUUAUGUGCCACUAUAUGACACCCUCGGAGCGAAUGCUGUUGAAUUCAUCAUGGACCAUGCUGAGAUAUCCAUUGCCUUUGUCCAGGAGAGCAAGAUCAAAUCAGGAAAACAAGACUACAAACUUCCCAAGAAAUGCAAGGAAGAUAUUUGUACGAUCAUGUAUACCAGCGGAACAACUGGAGAUCCCAAAGGCGUGAUAAUCACAAACAGGGCUAUCAUUGCUGGUGUUAUGACCACAGAACACCUCCUCAAAGAGACAGAUAAAGUGAUCACAGAAGAGGAUUCCUAUUUUUCCUACCUUCCGUUAGCACAUAUAUUUGAUCAAGUAAUUGAGAACUACUGUAUUUCUAAAGGAGCCUCCAUCGGAUUCUGGCAAGGGGACAUUAGGUAUCUGAUGGAGGAUGUACAAGUGAUGAAACCGACAAUAUUUUGUGGUGUUCCUCGUGUUUAUGAUCGUAUAUAUACAGGUAUAAACAUGAAAAUUCAGUCCGGAGGGAUAAUAGCCAAACACCUUUUUCAGUAUGCCUACAACUACAAACUUGCCAAUAUGAGGAAAGGGCUGAAGCACCAUGAAGCAUCACCAUUUUUCGACAAGAUAGUUUUCAGCAAAAUAAAGGAAGGGCUUGGAGGGCGUAUACGCCUCAUGAUAGCAGGAGCAGCACCUUUGCCAGGGCAAAUCGAAGAGUUCAUGCGGGUAACCAGCUGCAGCGUUGUAGUACAAGGAUAUGGGCUCACUGAGAGUUGUGCAGGAUGCUUCACGUCAAUCGCCAAUGUUUUCUCAAUGAUUGGAACAGUUGGCCCUCCUGUCACAACAAUCGAAGCACGACUGGAGUCUAUCCCUGAAAUGGGCUACGAUGCACUGUCAGACAUGCCCCGGGGUGAGAUCUGUUUGAGGGGCCACACCAUGUUCUCUGGGUACUACAAGCGCCCUGGCCUCACUGAAGAAGUGUUCUCAGAUGGGUGGUUCCAUACAGGUGAUAUUGGGGAGUGGCAACUCAAUGGCUCGAUGAAGAUCAUUGACAGAAAGAAAAACAUCUUCAAGCUGUCCCAGGGAGAGUAUGUAGCAGUUGAGGUCCUAGAAAGAGCAUACAUGCAGUCACCUCUUGUGGCAUCGGUCUGGGUCUAUGGGAACAGCUUUGAGUCAUUCCUUGUUGCCGUGGUUGUCCCUGAGACGCAAGCUCUCGAGGAAUGGGCAGCAGCCAACAAGGUGGCCGGCGAUUUUGCAAAGUUGUGCAUUGAUCCCAAAGCAAGGAGUUACAUUCAGGAUCAGCUGAACCAAACUGGCAAGAAACUUGGGUUGAGAGGCUUUGAGAUGCUGAAAGCAAUUUACCUUGAGCCGGUGCCUUUCAGCAUCGAGAAGGACCUCAUCACUCCAACCUUUAAGCUCAAGAGACCCCAGCUGCUCAAAUAUUACAAGGAUCGCAUCGAUCAGAUGUACAAGGAUGCCAAGGAGGGAAGGACUGCACCAUGA